CCAGUCUAUACUUGACAACGACGAUGAAGACGACGUUGCUUCCAUCGUUGAACAUUUGACCGACGCUCGACAAGUGGUUUCUGAAAAACCACUAGUAAGCGCUUAUGAAAACAGCAAGAUCGAUAAUUCUUCAACAAAUUAUCAACAACAUGUCAUUGUAAAAUCUGUGUUAAGAAAAAGAAGAAACCCUUCGGUGUCGACCACCGGUCCAAGAAGAAGAUAUAACAUAUUAUUGUUUGGUGAUAGUCUAACUGCUGGAUGGGUAAAAAAUGCUGAUGGCUAUGGUACUUAUCAUCCUUACGGAUUGAAAGUUCAAAAAAGAUUUGAAGAUGAAGGUUUAGAU
Messenger RNA from Scutellospora calospora, 343 nucleotides. Lineage: Eukaryota; Fungi; Glomeromycota; Glomeromycetes; Diversisporales; Gigasporaceae. The record is from the annotation of a GenBank genome assembly.